AUGGCGGUGGGGACUAACGUGGGACGGGAGGGGGGGUCCUGCAGGGUACCUGUUUGCUACCACUCGGGCCGGGCCGGGCCCAGGGCCCUCUUGGCUGCCUUGGCCUCCAGAGCCAAGACCUUUCCCAGGACCUACGAGAGGUUCCUGCAGAGGAGCUGCCCUCGCCUCUACCUGCUGCACACCACCUUCAGCAGAGGAAUCCAAGCACUGCUUCUGGAAGUCCAAGAAAUCCGAAAAAUCCGAUGGAGAAUGUCCCAGCAGAGCCUGAGGGUGCAGCAGCUCCCGUACCGGGACAUGGAGCGGCUGCGGCAGUUCCGCCGGGACGUGCUCAAGGCUCUUCCCAUCGGGGUUCUGGCCAUCCCGCCCUUCGCCAACUUCCUGGUCAUCGUCCUGAUGUAUUUCUUCCCACGCCAGCUCCUGAUCCGCUACUUCUGGACCCCUGCCCAGCAGGUGGAAUUCCUGGAGACUUAUGACUCCAUCCGGAGAGAUUCCUACCUGGAUGUGGUGCAGAGUUUGGCACUGGCAGCUCGUUCCCUUCCGGAGCGGCGGCUGGGACAGCGCCUGCAGGAGCUCUGCGCCGAGGGGACAGCAGCUCCCUGGUGGCCCCUGCAGGUGCUGAGAGGUUCUCAGCCGUGCGUGGCCGAGCUCUGCGCCCUCCGGAGUUUGUUUUCGGGAUCUUCGCUGGCUCUGAACAAGCUCCAGGUGUCCCACGUGCGAGCCCUGAGCCGGGUCCUGUUCCUCACCACGCACCUCCCGGCGUUUCUCCUGCGGCGGCGCCUGCGGAGCCACGUCCUGGAGAUCGGGCACCUGGACCGGGCGCUGCUGCGGCUCGGGCUGGGCCAGCUCUCCGAGGAGGAGCUGCGGGCGGCUUGUUACCUCCGUGGCCUGAACUCCACUCACCUGGGCCCGGCCGAGUGCCGGGUGUGGCUGCAGCAGUGGCUGGGGCUGUCCUGCAGCCUCCAAGCCUCUGAAGUCUCCCUGCUGGCCAACAGCCUGGUCCUGCUGUCCCUCAACUACCUCCGGGCCAAGGAGUGA
This is a messenger RNA of Chaetura pelagica (chimney swift), 1035 nucleotides long. It is a transcript of the gene LETMD1, whose product is annotated as LETM1 domain containing 1. Lineage: Eukaryota; Metazoa; Chordata; Aves; Apodiformes; Apodidae. The record is from RefSeq and is a predicted model, not a curated record. Gene Ontology annotation, biological process: intracellular monoatomic cation homeostasis. Gene Ontology annotation, molecular function: ribosome binding. The transcript has 9 exons. Gene Ontology annotation, cellular component: mitochondrial inner membrane. Bases 1 to 1035 code for a protein of 344 amino acids.